CAGGGAUUUAAGCCCUGUUAACGGACUUAACCCGUAGAAGAUAUAUUCUUACAGGUAUCCCCUUGGAAUUUCAGUAGUUACCUGCACAGGUAACCUCCUGUACUAUAUAUAUGCCGAAUUCCGCUUGAAUCCUCACACUUCUCACCAGUCAACCGAGCAAUCGACAUGUCCACGAGCCUCUCCGAAUUCUAUCAAUCCUCUUUGAUUUUCUGGAGCCACCUGAUCCACCUACUGCUGCAGUUCAUCCAGACCAAGUGCUGGAAUCACACCACACAGAAGGAGCAGGAGCAAACGGAACUCAAGGAACCCUGUGCCAUCUCAAGAACCAUGGACGCCUUUGUGGAGGAGCAGCAAAAGCGGGUGCAACGCAAGGCCCAGGAGUACGCCAAAGUGGAGCUACUGCAUCGCCUGCUCGUCCAGCAGCAACUGCAGGAACUGGAGCAGCGCCGACUCAUCCGAUUGGCUCUGGCCAGAAGGCGACUGGACUACUCCAAUUAGACAUAAGCAAUUAUCUCAUAAUUUAUUUAGAUUUAUAAUUUACGCUUAGAUUGUGCCCAAGUAUGCCCAAUUUUUAAUUGGCCACAUAAUUAUGUAAGUGCCAACGAGGCAAAUAAAAAACGCAGAGAGUGCGGAAAUUAAAGACACGUGUUUGCAUUUCUUCUCGACCAACAACGACCAACAAUAUUCGCCUCUUCGAUCAUCAUUAAUUUCCCCCCCACUCACAGAUGCGCUUUCACUUUCCGCUUUCAAAGUCAGCGCUUUUCAGUCGA
Messenger RNA from Drosophila teissieri, 770 nucleotides. RefSeq lists its product as uncharacterized. The transcript has a single exon. The coding region runs from base 166 to 498 and encodes 110 amino acids. NCBI's taxonomy places the organism in Eukaryota, Metazoa, Arthropoda, Insecta, Diptera, Drosophilidae. The record is from RefSeq and is a predicted model, not a curated record.